AUGACAUCCACUACGAGUUCGCAGGCCCAGGCAGGCCAAGCAAAGCGCACUUCUUUCGGUGGCUUUCCAGGGGGUGGCGCGUCAAUCUUCCUCGAUAGGUCCAAAGCUGGUUUCCGUGGCUCUACACCCGACUCCGAGGCACUCGCAUCUUCUGAUGACGAACAAGAUCAUCAUCUGCGCUUGCAUCCCGUGACCAGCAAUCCUGGACCAAAACCAGUCCGCCGACUAUCGUGGCUCACAGACAUGCAACAAGUGCCAAAUCGUAAGGGGUCUUUGGGCGGCAACGGACCGUUUGCACCAGCUAGCCCCAACACGACGGCAUCUCCUAAUGAUCAGACACCAUGGGGAGGAAAUGUUGCAUCAAGUACUGGGUCAACGAUAGGCCGCGGCCAUGCCACCAGUACUUCGUUUCCAUGGGGAAACACUAUCUGGAACAAUGACCCGCAAAAGGGCCUGCCUCAACGUUUGACCGAAGUAUUACCGUCACCCACCAGCAUGGUAUCUCCUGGAUCUACGAGCCUUUACACCGAGGAGCCUUUGCACAGUCCUCCGCUAAGUCAAGAAAACAUGGCAGAUUCUGCGAUCCCUUUUGCAAUCCCGCUUCAACCGACGCUCAAGACAUAUCGGUCCCAAUCGUAUUCGGUUGGUCAACUGGAUCCAGAAUCUUCGAACUUGCCUUCCAACAAUUAUGGUGGCUACAAUGCUUACGGCCGCUCGAGGAAUGGAGCACCGUAUGCAGGGCUUCAGCACAGACCCUCGCGUCCAAGCAUGUUAGGAGAUCUGUCACACGAUCCACCUCUCUUGGAACAGCUUCGGGAGGUCGAGGACGACGAGGAAAGCUCUAACGGCUCGGAAACGGACGUUCAGCUUUCAGCACAGGAAACCAAGAUUCAGCAGCUUGCUACGGAGAACGCCAUGCUCCGGCAGGCAGCCGCCGAACGAUCAGAAAGCGCAAAAUUACGCAAUCGAGCAGCCACUAGUAUCACAAGCAAAGCACUGCGUAGUUCUGCUCAAGUGUACAGUCAACACUCACGUGACCCACUGGCCGAAGAGACAGAGUAUGCUUUGUACGAUUUUGAGGACUCUGAAACUCCCAAGCUGUACAAAUACGAAAGUGUGAACGGGAGGAGAUCUAGUGAGUACGCUACUAAAUCGAGUCCGCAUUAUACAGUGGCAGGCAUUCCUGAGAACAGGACACUGGAGAGUGUCAAGAAAGGACACUGGCAAAGCUCACUAGGCUUUGGUGGAAUGGGAGAGCCACCUCAGAGCCGUCGUCAUUCCUUCGCCGACGUACCGACCCGACAGAACUCGAUCGGUUCAGCAGGUGACUCGCAGAACGGGCAUAGCGCAGGUGACAUCGGUCUCCGAUCUAAUGGUAGACAUGGGAGUCCCGGAGGGUAUAGUGAUGCAUUGGCUCGCCCAUCCCAAGGCGAUGGUAGUGAGUGUACCCAUUUUCAUUCGCCUCAAAUUAUGCAAGAACGAUAUUUAGGACUGGAACAUUUACGCGACCGUAACUUCGCAGUUGCCUACUUUUCCCGAAGGGACCCCUCGGUGCGGAGCGGAGAGGGCCACGGCUCUGCGGUAAAUCAUCACCAGGAGUACAUGCAGAGCCAGUACGGACGCUCGCAGCACCUCGGUCAUCUACAAGCGCGCCCCAGUCAACUCCUCUACAUUGUAACGUUCAAGGCCCAACGAGCUGACGUGUUUUACGUGCAAGAAGGCACCGGUCUUCAGGUAAAGAAAGGUGAUUUGGUGAUCGUGGAGGCGGACAGAGGUGCAGACCUUGGGACUGUAGCCAGUAACAAUGUGCCGUUCGCCGAGGCGAAAGAAUUGAAGGACCGAUACAUGCAAGAACACUACAAUUGGCUCAUGGUAUUUUCUCGUCAUGGUCAAGACGGGACAGUGGCAGGGCCCAACCCAAACGGUCAACCAAACACGUCAAAUAGUGCGAUCGAAGGGAUGAGCGGAUCGCCGGGGCAAGUGGGCCCACAGGACCUUCCAAACAGCGAAUUGAAGCCGAAGAUGAUCAAACGACUGGCACAACCUCACGAGAUCCAGACUCUGAGAGACAAAGAAGGCAACGAGGCCAAAGCAAAACGCGUUUGCCAGCAGAAAGUGGUCGAACACCGUCUCAAUAUGGAGAUCUUAGAAGCCGAAUUCCAAAUGUGGGUAGUGAGCGAGAUAUGCCAUGGGCUGGGGCUAAUGCCUUUUAGGGACUGGAAGAAACUUACCUUUUACUACUUCGCCGAUGAGUACAUCAAUUUCAAUUCCUUGGUCACAGAUUUAUUCAAGAUUUACAAAACCCGUAUUUGGAUGUCUGCAAUCAAUCCCGCGUCAUUCCAGACACCAGCAGGAGGACUGCAAUUGCCUGGAGGCAUUGGGUCCAGCGUUUUCAGCGCUGAUACAGACCAGUAUUCCAACCGCCAUCCACAGAGACAAUAUCCAAUGUCUACAUCAAGUGGUCCAAACCAAGCACCACUGGGCGCCUUCGACCACGCUUGGAGCGCCAGUCGCGAUAAUGCUACCGUUGGCCCCAUAGCCUUUCCUCAGCUCUACGCACAACCGUUUCCCUCUCAUGACCUUGAUGUUCGCUCGCUAGACCAGUAUCCGAUAGAAUACCGUCAGGGUCUCCAUCAGGUACUUAACAUACACUCGCCUUUCAAUUCUCCCGGUUAUAACGCACCAAAUCCUCACCACUCUUCCUCUUUUACCGCCAGACCGCAGAGUGGCAACGGCGGGAUACAAGCGUCACAUGUUUUCGGCAGGGAUUGGAAUCAAUCGUUUCAAGGACUAUCAUUGAAUCCUUGA
Molecule: messenger RNA, 2808 nt
Organism: Letharia columbiana
Lineage: Eukaryota; Fungi; Ascomycota; Lecanoromycetes; Lecanorales; Parmeliaceae
Exons: 1
Coding region: 1-2808 (935 amino acids)
Cellular component (GO): cytoplasm
Source: RefSeq, a predicted model, not a curated record